AUGGGGCUGCUGCUGGGCCCCAAGGGCUGGCGGCGGGCCCCCGGGGAGGCCCGGGGGGGCUGCUGCUGGACUUUGGCGUUCAACUGGCGGCGGCGGCGCAGCGGCUGGCGGCUGGGGCUGUUCUUUGACUUAUUAGCUGCUGCUGCGCUGCUGGGGAAUCUGCUGAACUUGCUGCUGUACGCGUUGAUCUCUUCGCGGCGGUUCUUCACCAACUACCGCUGCGGCGAAGCCGCCCUUAACUUCAUAGCAGCAGCUUUUAUCUCUUUAAUGGCUGUCACGGGCGCAGCAGGGCUCUGCGGGUUGCUGCUGGCGCGGCUGCUGCGGCUGUUCAACAACUUCCCGCGGGCGGAGUUUGCUGCUGCUGCUGCUGCUGCUGCUGCUGCUGGCCGCUGCGCAGCAAAACUCGGCUGCCUCGUCAAGUGGCUGCCCACGGCCGUGGCCUUUUGCUUCCUCGCCUGGGCCGCCAUUUUGGCCCUCAGCACUUUUUGGCUUUUCAUUUUCCCCCACGACUGGUGCAGCCGCCGCUGGGCCUUUGCCGGCGUUGCUGCUGUUACUAACUGCAGGCUUUGGUUCAGGGGAGAAGCCAAGUGCAUCGACGCGCAGGAGAAGGAGCGUCUGGACAGUUCGAUGGUGAACGUGUGCAACGACGGAGAAGAGUUGGCGAGUUUGAACUUUUUUUGGUUUAGUCCGAAAGAAGAAGGCGGGAGUUGUUCAGUGGGAGACGUGUCAGUGUGCAUGGCUUACAAGAACUUGUUUUCGACUCUUGCUGCAGCAGCAGCAGCAGAAGUGGACUGGAGCAGCAGCGCGCUGGCUGCAUGCAGGGGCCCUGCUGCAGCAGGACAGCCCCCAGAGGCCUUUAUGCUUUCUUCAGAUGACUCCAGUGAUCUUUACAGAUAUCUUUUGGUCUUUUGUGUUGGCUGGAAUAUAACUUUUUUGACUUUGACUCUUUUUUACUUUUACGUCAAGUACAGCAGCAAAAUGGACUCCGUCUUUUACCUCCCCAAAAAGCCCAAAGAAAACUUUCUCCUCAAAGUCUUCAGGCCCUUCUCGCCCUUCAGCAGGUGA
Messenger RNA from Eimeria necatrix, 1065 nucleotides. RefSeq lists its product as hypothetical. The record is from RefSeq and is a predicted model, not a curated record. The coding region runs from base 1 to 1065 and encodes 354 amino acids. NCBI's taxonomy places the organism in Eukaryota, Apicomplexa, Conoidasida, Eucoccidiorida, Eimeriidae. The transcript has 2 exons.